UUCGCAUAAUUUGCCACUUUUCACGACGAUUCGCGUGCAUUUCCCAAGUGAAAAGUACGCCCCAGUGUCCCGGGCAGUGCUGGGCGUGAUUGCGGCGUGUUGCUGGUGCCCCGCGGGGGUUUGCUUGGCCGGAGGAGGGAAAAGCCGAUGUUGCUGAUAGGGCGCUCCAUGACAAAGGAAUUUCAUCGCCUGUUUUGAGCCAUUUGCCACUUUUUGCUGCUUUCGAGGCCGCCCAGGGCGUGCAUUCCAUGGCAAUGUGAGGUCGCCGGGAGUGCGUGUGAGGACAGCAGGGGACUAUGGAGUGCGAUGUGACACCCGAGCAGGCGGGUGGCGGCGUUGCCGAGGACGCCGGAAGUGAGAUCGUCAAGUUCACCAUCACGGAAGUGCCGGAGAAGGAGGAGGUCAUCCUGUCGGAGAGUCUGGAGGAUGCAUCGGCCGUGCAGUCCGAUCCGCCGGCCGCCAAGGUGCUGCCCAGUGAGCCCGAGGUGCCAGAAUCCACGCCCAGGCGUGCGACGCUGCAGAGAGUGGUGGCAACAGCCAAAGCGUCUCCUGUUGCGCCAGCGCCAAAGGUCAUUAAGCAUCAUCACAGUUUGCGUCGCUCAGUGCCGAGGAUCAUCAUGAAGUCGAUGAAGGGUCAACCGGAAACACCGCCAACAUCGCAAGCGUCGACAAUGCGUGAGGUUCUGGCGUCGAUUCCGGGCUUCAGCGUGAAGCCGCGGCGGAGGAACAAGAAGAUGUCCACGGCGGCUCAGCUGGAGCAGACGCGCGAGGGAUGCAUUGACCUUGAAACGCCAGACUCGAUUCUGGUGGGCACGAAUUUGCGCGCGCUGCUGAACAAGCACACGUUCAGCAUACUGCCGCCGCUGUAUCAGCACAAGCUGGUGCAGUUGCUGCCGCAUGUGGACAGGCCGGAUGAGCAGGGUGAGGCGAGCACGUCGAAGGAUCCGGGUGGGAUCAGGCUGAACAGUUCGAGCUUGAACAAUGAGUUCUUCGCGAGGGCGUGCCUGGAGUGGCGUGAGAGGCUGGCCGAGGGUGAGUUUACGCCGGAGAAUCAGUUGAGGAUGAAGUCUGAGGCGGAGAGGGACAAGCAGCGUCUGGAUCCGUGGAAGCUGAAGCACUUUGAGCCAAUGUGGGGCGACAAGGUGGGCAAGAAAGGCACACCGAUGCCGGCCAGGCCGUCUCUGAAGACGACUAUCAAGCUCAAGCCUACGGCGACCAUUGCCACCAGCACGACGGCAAUACCGGAAGAGGAGAAGCCCGUCGUGGAGCCACCGCCGACGCCACCGAAGCGCGUGCGAACGGUGGGCGCGGUGACGAGGAGCACCACGGGCAGCUUGCACAGUCAGCAGAGUCCGAGCAAGAUUUGCAGCCCGCUGCCGGACCUGCUGCCCAUUCGCACAAAGGCGACACGCGUGCCGGCCGUGGCCAAGGAGGCCAGAGAGUCAGUCACUGUGAUAUUGAAGGAGGAGGAGCCCACGCUCAAGAGAUCGUCGCCAGUUGUAGCCGAGGAAGGGCCCAGCAAAGUGAUGAAGCCCGAGGAGACGACAGACUCUCUGGACGGCCCAGAAAUCCCACCGAGUGUCGAGGAGGAGGUGUUGAAGGAGGAGCCGAAAGAUGAGCCGAAAGAUGAGCCCAUGGACGUACCCGAGGAGUGUCCGGCUGUCCACGCGACAGCAGCAGCAGCGGCGGCGGCGGAGGAGAUCCCGGAGGAGAAGGCGCCGGUGAAGACGAUGACACUGCAGGAGCACGACUACGUGGAGUCGGCUGUGCCGAUGAUUGUGGAGGAAUGCGUGGCGCAGCAAGUGCCGGAGGAGGAGGAGGAGGAAGAGGAGGAGGAGGAGAAGCCCAGUGAAGUGGAGAUGAUGGAUGACGACGAGGAGACUGUCACGACGUACAGUCUGGAGGAGCAUCAGGAGAAUUUCGAAGGAGUGCUGCAGAUUCAGCCCAGCACUCUCAUUCUGCAGACAGACGCUCUGCCCUGCGCUGCGGAUGAGGAGAGUCAAUCGAGUGCUUCUGUGCUCGCGGAUUGUAGUGGUGAGAACAGUGUCGAUCCGGCGGCUGUGGAGGAACUCGAACCCACGAUUCAGAACAUCCCAAUUGAUGUGGUGGAUCAUGAGAAUAUCGAGCAGACGUUUACAGACGCUGAGAACUACGUCUUGGAGUCCGGAGAGAUUGUUGCUGACGAUGAAGGCUCUGGAACUCUGUCAAUUGGCCCCAAAUUGUGCAGUGGCGAGGACAUUCAGGCUGAUUUGUUUGCUGCGGCUGUGGCUCGAGCACUCGAUAGUAUUCCAACGUCCGUGGCGAUGACAGUCGUCAGUCCGUCGGAGAGUACAGAGGUGAUUCCCAUGCAGGAGACGCUGGAGUUGAGAUUGGAGGAGAGCACGUAUCAGUUGCCAACACCCUGGUCGCCGGCGGACGGCGCGAGUGUGGCGUCCACGGGUGAGAGUAGCAGCGGAAAGAUGGAGACGACGCCAGACACAUUCAUCGUGAGCUCCGGUGGUGAAUCGUCCAGUGACACGGGCGGAUGUGGAGCCAGUGCGUUGGUCAAGAGCGAGUCCAUCAUUCCCUUCUCGGCAGCGUCACAGGUGAAGUUGGAGCUUGAGGUGAAUGUGACGCCAGAGGCGGAGGUGAGCAGCACAGUGCAGAGUCAGGUGGACAGCGAUGCCAGCAGCAAUGAGGGCAGUGUGGCCAAGAGUGCAUCUAAGCAGAUACCGACAGUCUUCCCGCCCACAACAAUUGUCUGUCUGCCGACGCCAGUGACGACUGCGCCGCUGGCCAAGACGCCACUCACGAUUGCGCCACCCCAGCAAAGUUCUACUGGCGGCGGCCAGAAGACUGUCACGCAUGGCGGCAAGUUUCCCAGCACGAUGAUUCUUACAACGGCGGGUGGUCAGAAAGAGAGUGCGUCUGUGGCGCCAAUUGUCGUGGCGGCGGUGAAGCAGGAGCCAAUUCCCACGCCCAGAGCCGCUGUUGUCGCCAGCUCUAGUUCUGUGCCCUUUCUCAGUCUCACGGCGGCGCAGCCGCUGAGGUCAGUGUCGAAUGUGGUGAGUCAAGUGACGGCGGGACGUGGGAAGACGCCCCAGGCGCCGGCGGCGAAGGGUGGUGGCGGCCGGAGAUCGCAGAGCAAUAAACCGCCGCCGGGAGCGGUGAAUCUGGAGAGGAGCUAUCAAAUUUGCCAAGCUGUCAUUCAGAACAGUCCAAAUAGGCAUCAGUUGAAGCACCAAUUGCGACCGCCGCCCUCGAUGUUGGCCGCCGCGGCGAAUUCCGGCAGUGACAAUUCCAAUUCGUCCGAGUCGGGAAGCAAUAGUGGCGGUAAGAAGGAGGAUCAGACGCAACACGGUGUGGUCACGUCGACGAAUCGGACAGUUUACAAGAUUCAAGGCAAUGCCUUGCGGACUGGAUUGCAGAAGAAGACUUUUGCCCAGAGACAGACAUCACCAUUGCUCGUGCGACAAGUAUACACGUCGAAUUCUAACCAAGGAAGUGGAGGCAACUUCAUCUCUGUCAUUCCGUCAGGUGGGAAUCUUCAGCAGUCACAGCAGCAGCAAAUUCUCCAUGCGGACGGACAAUAUGUUCUGGUUCAGCGUGCGGGAAUUGACAAUGCAUCAAUGCCGAGAGCCUCAAGUGCGCCACCAGCACAGAAUCAGCAACUGCACGGUGUGAAUGGCAUCCCGAUCAGCAGUCGUGGUCGGCCGGCGUCUGUGGAAGUGGAUUCGCUGCCUGAGCAGCAGAUGAUCCUCGUGGGGCCGAAUCCGGGCGUGCAGGCGGUGACACGCCGCGGACCGAAUCAAGUAUAUGGCGACAUUAGCAUGGAUCCGUCACUGCAGAACUUCGGCCUGGCCGGCGAAGGAACGCCGCCAAACUGCUCGUGCUCGCUGAAUGCGAUGGUCAUUUGCCAGCAGUGCGGCAAUUUCUCGCACGCUUCCUGCGUGGGAACGUCCAAGUUGUGCGUGGCGUGCGACAUUAGAUGAGAUGGAUAUAAAGACAGUCGUUAGGCGUCGAUCUAGAACUGUUAAGGCGAAUUCUGUGAAUUGCUCAUAAUAAUUCUCAUGUUUUCUAUUUCCAUCUGUCCUGUGUUCAUCCUUUCAUUUCUCUCUUCACGAUGUGAUUGAUAAAUCACAGAAUAACACAUUUCUUCACACUAUUUUCUAUUCUUUAAGUCACGUUUGGUUUUUUUUUUUUUUGACUACUCUGCCGGAUUUUCUAGUGCAUUUCUCCUUUGCGUCCUUUUUGAGCGGGAGAGGGGGAAGAAUUCACGCACAAGAAUUGAUAAAAAAAAAAUGCGUGAGAGAUGAAGAAAAGAGAUUCUUUUGUGACACUGAAAAGUCACAGUUGUAAAUAGGAAAUGAUAGCGUGUAAGAUUGACUAUUAUGAUUAGAUUUAACAUACGUCUUACUGUGUAACAAAACAUAAAGGGAUAGAGAGAGAGAGAGCGAGAAGAAUAAGAGGAGGAAAGAAUUUAUCUUAAAUCUUAUGUGAAUUUAUAUUGUAUAAGAUUCGGAUUAGGAGUGUUAGACGAUGCAUAUUGAAUUUAUUUAUUAAUUGCAGCCUAUAUUUUUUACACACUAACUCUCAGUUUUCUUGCUGUACUAAAAAAAAAAGAAGAAGAGUAAAACAAUACUUGAUGUGAAAAUCUGUAACCGUCGAACUCACGAGUUCUUUCAUGGAUAUAAUGCAUAUGAUUAAGAGAGCAGAAAAAAGGAGUGAAUAUGAAUGGAAAAUAAGAAUGUAGCGAUAGAGGUAAGAGGUACGUAAUGCUGAAAGAUUAUUUAAACGUGAAAAAUAACCUAUGAAAUGGCAAGAAAUGCACGAAGAAUGAGAGGGAAAACUAUAAAUUUAAGUACAAUGUAAAUAUGCAGGAAGAGAAUAUCUAUAUAUAUAUAUAUAAUUUUUAAUGGACACAGCGAUAAAGAUAACUCAAAGUUGGAUUGUCAUUGGAUGUUAUAAGUGUUGAAUAAGCGCGCGACUCUCAGUGGUAUUUUUUUUUUGCAAGAAAGAUCAUCCGCUGUGAGCUCGAUUUUGUCCCAUCCAGAAGCGAUUAAAGUGAGAGGCGAUGGAAAGGAAAGAGAUCCAGUAAAAAAUAAUAAUGUAAAAAUUUAAUGAUUUUUCUCCCUUAGAAUUCCUAUUUUUUCUAUUAUUGAAUUUUCAUCAAUCUUAAGGAAAAUGUGAUUUGAGUAUAUAUAUAUAUAUAUAAAUAUUGAAGAAAGGAAAUAAAUUUCUCAAUGGUAAA
Molecule: messenger RNA, 5230 nt
Organism: Phlebotomus argentipes
Lineage: Eukaryota; Metazoa; Arthropoda; Insecta; Diptera; Psychodidae
Gene: Asx
Product: polycomb protein Asx
Exons: 9
Coding region: 297-3971 (1224 amino acids)
Biological process (GO): positive regulation of transcription by RNA polymerase II; animal organ morphogenesis
Cellular component (GO): PR-DUB complex
Molecular function (GO): DNA binding; chromatin binding
Source: RefSeq, a predicted model, not a curated record